Linnemannia hyalina is the source of this 399-nucleotide messenger RNA. Lineage: Eukaryota; Fungi; Mortierellomycota; Mortierellomycetes; Mortierellales; Mortierellaceae. The record is from the annotation of a GenBank genome assembly.
AUGUCAGCCUACCCAGACGAGAAAGCCCUCCAAGGAGGUCAAUCCGCCUACCCUCAACAAACCGCGUACCCACAACAGACCUACGGUGAACCCUCCCAACAACAAUACUUCACACAACCACCAGCACCAGCAGUCGGAGGGUCAUCGUACCCAGGCGCUGUCCCGGGCCCACCCACAGAGUUCAUGGACCCAGCCAUCCCCCGACCCAACGAUAUCUUGCCCCUCCACCCGGCCAUCAUCCAGCAGCGCCGGAUUGCUGCUUCAUUGCCACCUUGGGUGAAUGCGGGCACGUUCAUGUCGAUUGUCUGCUUCCCGGUGGUCUGCUGCUGUGUCCGCCGGGAGACUGUAUGCAUCAAAUGUCAGGAAAAGUUCGACAUUGCCCUCCCCGCCAUCAACUAA